AUGGCUACGCGACGCCGGUACGGCACCUAUGGACGGGCUGUCACUUUACCGGCUCCCGUUCUCACUCCCGGUGUAGACUGGCCAAGACCAACUGAUAUGCCAUGGAACCAAAGGCUUCACGUCGCUCCUGUCGCACCCGCUGUAGCUGUACCGUCGGUUGUCCCACAAGAAUCUCCCAGUCGACGCAUUGAAGCACGCAUGAGACAGCGGAUGAUCAACGAGCGUCUGCGAGCAGUUCAUGUACCGCUCGCUGGUGACGACGGGAAAACAUCAAUACAGGAGCUGAUGGAUCGAUAUCUAAAUAAAUCAAAAGAAUCUUUGAACAACGACAUGACCCCACCGCCGCCGUCAGCACUAUAUGCAGACGGUGCUGAACCUGAUGAAAUCAGAAGGCUCGUUAAUAGGUACUGCUCACCUAACGCCGAAACCCGAGGGCACGACUCGCAUCCAUCCCAUGUGUAUACCAUAGAAGAUCCCCAUGUCAAUGCAAAAGUAGAAGUACCAAAACCAAAGAAUGUUUAUGCAAGUGGAGAUAAUUCUCAGCUCCGAGGUAAAAAGUCCAAAGGUCAAAUGUCAUCAUCUGGAAGGAAGACUGGGACUACAAGCGGAGCACGUAUGCCGGUCGGAAGCGGAUCCUCACGCUCCGGGCGACUGGCCCGGAUCAGUCAAAGUAAUAUACGACCGUUUGGCUCAGGAACUGCCGGUGGAGGAUACGGACCAGGUGGUCAUCCACUUUCUGGACCAGAUCCAGCGAGCCCCACCAAAAAAGAUGUUAAACAUCGUUUCGAAAUCACAAAGAAGCUAGGGUCUGGUACCUAUGGAAAAGUUUCUUUGGCAUUCGAUCACAAAUUCGACCGUGAGGUGAGUAAACAUGCACAGUUAGCUAUUUUGCUAUUUACAUGCAGCAUCGAACCCAAUCUUUCAAUUUUUCACUUUUUCCGUUUUUCUACUUUCUACGUUCGACUCGUUCUCCAUGAUGAUUGGAUCGAAGCCUUGUGA
This is a messenger RNA of Haemonchus placei, 999 nucleotides long. The record is from the annotation of a GenBank genome assembly. Lineage: Eukaryota; Metazoa; Nematoda; Chromadorea; Rhabditida; Trichostrongylidae.